This is a messenger RNA of Lactuca sativa (garden lettuce), 3119 nucleotides long. NCBI's taxonomy places the organism in Eukaryota, Viridiplantae, Streptophyta, Magnoliopsida, Asterales, Asteraceae. The record is from RefSeq and is a predicted model, not a curated record.
AGUUGAAACAUUGUAGCUAUCAAAUUAAGUAUCAAUUUUUUCAUCAAGUCACAUGAUAGAUUAAUAUAUCUAGUUGACUUUCUAACUAUCGCUAAGUGCUAUUGCGCAUAGAACUAACCAAAAUCCAUGCACAAUCAUGAAUUACUUUUCAUCAUGUAUUUAUAUGAAAGUUGAGAGUGUGAGAAUUAUCUAAAGAAGCUCCAUUUAUAUAAGCCAACAGCACAAGGACAAAUAAGAAAAGAACAGUAGAGCGAGCCUUCAUGGGAUCAGUUGAGUGCUUUCUUUAUGAAUCUGAAAAGUUGUAUAACCAUUUACAGUUAUGCUACUUAAUUUGUGUUAUAUAAGAAAGUCGGGAAGCAAUCAAUAAUUAUUAUCUGGGAAUCAAAAUUGAUAAAGUUAGUUUUCAUGUUGAGGGAGUUAAUGUGAAGAGUGAAUGUGGGGUUCAUUUCCAAAUGUGGAAAACCCACUUGCGACUUUGCCAUUAGAUUUGCACUGUGGUUUCUUCUUCACAUCAGCUGUCAUUUUUAAGCAUGCAAACACCACUACAUAAAGGAAUCUUCUUGUUCUCUAGCAAUAUGUGCUAAGGGCUGUUCCCACCUCUCCUACACACACUAAGCCACUAACAUCUCCUCCUUUUAUCAUAUUUCUUUCUUGAAUUGGCAGUGAACCUUCUGCAUUUACGCAAGUUGGUUAAAAAAAAUCAUCCAAAGUCCAAACUAUACUAAUUAAUUAAUUUACUAGGUGAAAAUGCACAUUGUCUUCUCAAAUGCUAUUUAAUCUUCUAGCUCAUCCAUGGGUAAUUAAAUACAUAUCUAUACCAUCGGCUUCAAAUUUUGCAUGGACACUCGAAUAGAGUUUAUCUUUAUCCCGUCUUCCAAACAAAAAGUUGAGCCAUUGAUGUUUUAACAAAUUUAAUUUUGUAACUCCCGACAUAUAUGAUUAACAACACAAAAGAUUCUCAACUCUUUAUGAUUUAUGUAAUCAUAGCCUUCAAACUGUUACCAAUCUUGUAAUUAUAACCUCCGUAGCCAUUAUGUAUAUUUGUGAAAACGCUUACGAUUUUGUACUAUAUAUAGAGGUGGUAUCUGACUUAGAAAAGUACACCAGCAUUCGCGUCUUGUUUCAUUUUUUAUUUUAUUUUUUUGCUACCUGUUUCUAAAACACAAGGCAAACAUUGGCAACAUUAUGGGACUCCUUGCUGGCCAAGAUAGUGACUUUGGCAAGAUCAUAUCUGGAUCUACAUAGUUAAAAUCAGACUCAUACAGAAAAUGAAGUUCAUGAGACUUGGAAAAAGGCCAGACACAUUCUAUACAGGCGAAGCCACAAGAACCAUGGUUUCUGACUUACAAACUGAUCUCACCAUUCGCAUCAACAACAUCACUUAUCUUCUCCAUAAGUUUCCACUUCUUCAAAAGUGUGGCCUCCUGCAACAACUUUGCUCAGGGAAGGGAGACACUACUCUGGAGCUUCAUGAUAUUCCUGGUGGUGAAAUAUCUUUUGAGCUGUGUGCAAAGUUUUGUUAUGGGAUCAAGAUUGACCUCAGUGCCCAUAACUUUGUAGCAGCAGUAUGUGCAGCAAACUUCUUGCAGAUGACAGAAUCUGUUGUGAAAGGAAACUUUGUCUCGAAGCUUGAGCUUUUCUUUACUUCAUGCAUUCUUCAAGGGUGGAAGGAUUCUGUUGUCACAUUGCAGACUACAGAAAGGUUUCAUGAAUGGUCUGAGAAUCUUGAAAUUAUCAGAAGGUGCAUCGAUUCUGUAGUUGAUAAAAUACUCACACCCACAACAAAGGUAAGAUGGUCCUACACUUAUACUAGACCAGAAUAUGCAGAAAAGAAGCACAAAUCUGCACCCAAAGAUUGGUGGACAGAAGACAUAGCAGACCUGAAUAUAGACCUAUUCAGAUGUGUCAUUAAUACUGUAAGGUCAACAGACAUGAUUCCACCAAAGCUUAUAGGUGAAGCUUUGCAUGUUUAUGCAUGUCAUUGGCUUCCAGAUGUUACAAGGGGUAGAUCUGAUCAGCCUGAAACAUCAACAUCUUCUCAAAUCACACAAGAAGAAUCUUUAAACAGAAAGAAACAACUUGAGAUGAUUGUAAGCUUAAUUCCAGAAGAUAGAGGAUCAGUUUCAGUUCGAUUCCUACUGAGACUCCUUAGAAUGGUGAAUCUUUUAGGGGCAUCUUCAGCCAUACAUAAGCAACUUAUUAGGAAAUGUAGCUUGCAGUUAGAGGAGGCAACGCCAAAUGAUUUGCUAUUAUUAUUACCUUUACAUGAUCAUGACUCUUCUGGUGAUCAUCAUCAAACUUAUGAUAUUGAUUUGGUAAUGGCUGUCUUGGAGGGUUUUAUCACACAAUGGAGAAAAUCAUAUUCUAGAGAUGAAGAACAAUCAAUGAUUUUGAUUUCAAAAAUUGCAAAACUCAUAGACUCUUAUCUCCAAGUUGUCUCCACAGAUGCAAACAUGUCGGUAGAGAAAGUAGUGUCUCUUGCCAAUAUGUUACCUGAAUUUGCUCGACCUGAACAUGAUGAUCUUUACAAGGCAAUCGACAUUUAUCUAAAGGAACAUCCCCAAAUGAGCAAGGAAGAGAAGAAGCGUUUGUGUAGCAUUUUGGAUUGCCAUAAGUUGUCUGCAGAAGCACGAGCACAUGCAGUAAAAAACGAGAGGCUUCCAUUGAGAACUGUUGUGCAAGUUCUUUUCUUUGAACAGGAGAAACAUGGUGGAAAGGCAACAACAACAACAAGCCAUGAAAGUCGAAAACAUGAUAUAAUACAACCUCAGGGCAUAAAAAUAACAUACUACACAGGAGAUCAUCUGAGAAAUUUACAAGCGCGAUCAGGUGAUCAGUCUAAUAAAGCAGAGGAUGAUAGACGACGAAGUGCUCUUAGCAGUAAAAGCCAAAAGCUUGAACGAGAAUCAGAGCAGAAGUCGAGGGGGAAAAAUGUUCAUGAAAUCAUGGAGGAAGGAAUUAGUAAACAAAAUCUUACAAAAGUAAAGAUACAAAGAAGUAAAUCAGAACAUGGUCGUCGUAAAGGCAAGUAGAAAAUGGACAUUCGUGUUGUUUAUCAAUUCAUUACUACCUUACAUUGUAAAUUCUCUAAUAUCCGAAAGUAAUCUUUAGUUACUGUA